AUGGACUUCGACAGGCGCCUAGGAACUGUCUAUGUUGACGAUAUUAUAGUUAUUGGAAACUCGAACACAGAGAUUGAUGAUGUGGUUCGACAACUGGACGUUGCAUUUUCAUUAAAAGACCUGGGAGAGCGCAGUUAUUUCCUUGGGAUUGAGAUUGAAAGAUGCGGAGGAACGUUGGUACUAAGCCAACACAAGUUUAUUCUUGAGCUGUUGACAAGAACAGGCAUGGAAAAAGCUGGUCCAGUAAUAACACCUAUGGUGUUAAGCAAGUUACAAUCAGAGGUUGGCACGCUUGAGUAUGUGUUAGUGAUAGCCCCGUAUGGAGUGAAUAUAAAGAUAAUAGCCUUUGCAGAUGAAGAUUGGGGUGAUAAUCUUGAUGAUAGAAAGUCCAUAUCUGGGUAUUGUGUGUUUGUAGGGGAUAACCUAGUGUCCUAG
Hibiscus syriacus is the source of this 435-nucleotide messenger RNA. RefSeq lists its product as uncharacterized. NCBI's taxonomy places the organism in Eukaryota, Viridiplantae, Streptophyta, Magnoliopsida, Malvales, Malvaceae. The record is from RefSeq and is a predicted model, not a curated record. The transcript is spliced from 3 exons. The coding region runs from base 1 to 435 and encodes 144 amino acids.